AUGCGCUUCUAUCAAGUCCGAGCUUUCAUCAUCGCUUCUUGGGCCGCGUCGGCCUACGGACUAGUGAUUCCUGAUAAGACUCCCAUCGAAGGAUAUGGGAUUUUCGUCCCACAGUGGGAGUUCGAUACAGGCUUCAGGGCUGAGAAGGUGGUCGUGAAUGGCACGGUCGAGGAUCUCUUGGAAGAGCUCCGCCUCCAUGGAUCUCUGUACGAGCAGGCUUUGGGCCCAGAUUUGGCUUCUAGUACCUCCUCUCCUGUCUUAAAGAAGCGGAACGACUUCGGCGAUGGUCGCGUCAUCUGCUACAACUUCCCAAAAGGCUUGAACGCCGCUGCGAGAGACGGCAUCAACCUACUUAAGCAGAUCCGACACAGAAGACCUACAAACCAAGCCGGCCCGGGAGAAUGCGGUCGUAUGAGUUGCUCCGAAAGUACGGCAAUCUGGUGGUGCAAUGAGCUUCUGCACCAGCUUCUCUGUGUUCGCAUACCGGAACCGCCGCUCCCGAAAGACGUUCUUGUCGGGAUAGACUCAGUCCUACAGCAGCAGGUAUCACAUCGUGUCCUGAUUGUGGCGGGUUCUAUCCAACCAACAAUCACACUCAAACGAACAAACCGUAACGGCGUUAGAGUUACGCUCUGGAAAGGUGACAUCACGACUCUCACCGGCAUCACUGCAAUCACCAAUGCCGCGAACAGCCAGGGACUCGGAUGCUUCCAGCCGCCGCACCGCUGCAUAGACAAUGUGAUUCACUCCUGCGCUGGGCCCCGGCUGCGGGACGAGUGCUACCGGGUCAUGAAUCAAAGAGGUCGUGAACUCGGACCGGGCGAGGCGAUAGUCACAGACGCGUAUUGCCUACCAGCGAUGCAUGUGGUGCAUACAGUCGGGCCGCAACUGCAACGCGGCUCAAAACCAACGAUAACCGAGACGCAACAGCUCACCCAAUGCUAUCACAGCGUUCUUGACGCAGUCGAGCCGCUGCCCUCGACGCCGGAUGGCAGGAAGAUUGUCGCGUUAUGCGGCAUCUCGACCGGCUUGUUCGCCUAUCCGGCGCGAGAUGCAGCAGCCGUCGCGGCCAGCGCAGUAACAGAUUGGCUCGAGCACCACGAGGAUACGUCCAUCACCGAUAUCAUCUUCAACACCUUCACGGACGCAGAUCAUGCCAUCUACCAGGAGAUCCUAGCCUCUCCCCCGCAUACUACAUGGAUGGGCCGGUCGCCGACGCCGGCAAGUGCGAAUCAUCCGCCACUGAUCCAGUGCGACUCGCUGGACCGGGCCAGGCAGUGGCUGGACGCCGCUGACGCAGUCAUUGUGAGCGCCGGUGCCGGUCUCUCUGCUUCCGACGGGCUGGAUUACACUUCGUCGGCCCUGUUUGCCAAGAACUUUCCCGGUUUCUUGAAGUAUGGGCUGCGAACUCUGUACAGCGUCUUUGGCUUCACUUCUUGGCCAACGGAACAAGUCCGCUGGGGCUACUACUUUACCCACUUGGCAAUGAUCGAGUCUUGGCCAAAAUCCGGAAUGUACCGAACGCUCAUUCCAUGGCUCGAGAGAUUUGGAGGAAACGCCCAUGUGAGAACAUCUAACGCCGAUGGCCUCUUUGUUGCGAAUGGGCUAUCGCCAGAGAAACUUUCAACCCCUCAAGGCUCAUACUCUGUCUUCCAGUGUUUGGCAAAUUGCCGACCGGAGGCAACAAUGCCAUCGGCACCUUUAGUUGCAGAUGGGCAAGCGUUCUUAGAUCCAGUAUCUCAAAUAUUGACAGAACCAAGCAAGGUGCCCCUUUGCAAGUUUUGCGGCGGCAAAAUGAACAUCUGCGUGAGGGCAGGGCACUGGUUCAACGAGAAGCCCUUUGAAGAUGGAGAGAAGAGAUGGAAGCAGUUCCGCCGGGAUGUGGUGCAUCGUGAGGAAAGAACGACAGUGAUCCUAGAGCUUGGCGUAGGGAUGUCUACGCCGGGGGUCUUGAGAUGGCCCAACGAGGAUCUCGUCAUGAGAGGUGGGGGAAGAGUGAAGCUUGUGAGGGUGGGUAAGGGACCCGAGACGGCCGUCCCAUGGAAUUUGGAGGCAGAUGGGCUGGCGACAAGUAUAGACGGCGAGAUCUCAGCGGUGGUGAGCGAACUGCUCAGGGCACGAGCAUAGUUGAGAUGGGUUCAGCCAAAGGAUUGGUGCGUAAUUCUGAAAAACUUCGGUCGAUGGAGUAGGGCGUCUCAUGCCGAGCAUCAGAUAUUGAGAUGAAGGUAAUCGAUGAGAGUCUAAUCCCGAAGAGGGUUUGACUCAGGAGCACCUCGACGACUACAGGCCGAAGAAUCUCAAUUUCCAAAUGUCAGAAACGUGCCUCACAAAAGAGAAACCGUGGACCUGCAUUUCCGCCACUUGUAAAGAAUGGGUAAACCAUUCAUUACGAGGGUCAUACGGUCAAUACGAUUCGU
Messenger RNA from Colletotrichum godetiae, 2417 nucleotides. RefSeq lists its product as uncharacterized. The record is from RefSeq and is a predicted model, not a curated record. The transcript is spliced from 3 exons. Lineage: Eukaryota; Fungi; Ascomycota; Sordariomycetes; Glomerellales; Glomerellaceae. The coding region runs from base 1 to 2127 and encodes 708 amino acids.